This is a messenger RNA of Pyricularia oryzae 70-15, 1938 nucleotides long. RefSeq lists its product as uncharacterized. The coding region runs from base 23 to 1573 and encodes 516 amino acids. Gene Ontology annotation, molecular function: alpha-1,2-mannosyltransferase activity. The transcript has a single exon. Gene Ontology annotation, cellular component: Golgi apparatus. The record is from RefSeq and is a predicted model, not a curated record. Gene Ontology annotation, biological process: mannan biosynthetic process. Lineage: Eukaryota; Fungi; Ascomycota; Sordariomycetes; Magnaporthales; Pyriculariaceae.
GCAAACCGUAAAGUUGCCCACAAUGAUUUCGUCAGUAAGAAGCCGCAGACUGUUGACCUACGCUGUGGCUGUUGGUCUUUUCUUGACGUUCCUGGCAUACUACUCACAAACAGAAACCAAUGGCGACAGCUAUGGCGCGCGACAGGCAUCGGCCGCCACCAAAAACGCGGCGAGAAUGCGGGAGCGAGUCAACCCUGACGCAGUCGACAGCCAACCAUCACCACAACUUGUCGAACUUUGGAGGUCAACCCUCGACGCCAUGAUGAAAGCAGAGCCACGCAUUCAGCCGAUCAAGCUCACAGAAAGUGUACCCGAGACCGAGAUCGACCCCAAAUAUGAUCAUCCUAAAGAUCAAGUCCGGAGGGAGUUUGUCAUCCUGUCCGAGUCAGAUAAAGAAAUGCUCAAAGCGACGCAUGCGCAAAUGAUCCAGAGCGCAAAACAGUUGGGCCCACGAAUACACUACGCGAAGCAUUUCAAGGGCUCCACAGGCCCAGGCCCGAGGGGAAUCGUCAUGACCGCCGGCGCCAAGUACAUACACAAUGCCAUCUUCUCGCUUCACAUGCUCCGGCGCUCCGGGUCAAUCCUUCCGGUGCAACUGUUCCUUGACGGCGCCGUCACCGACUUUGUGCGCGAACUUUGCAAGGGGGAACUGUUCGAAUUAGGCGCCGAGUGCCAAAGCAUGGACGCUGUUUUUAGCACGACCCCCCAAAUGCCCAAGCUGCUCAAGUACCAGUACAAGGUCUUUGCUUUGCUUUUUUCGUCAUUCGAUGACGUUUUGUUUCUUGAUGCGGACUGUUAUCCCAUUUUCAACCCAGACGAUCUCUUCAUCUCCGAACCAUACAAAUCGCGCGGCUUGAUCACCUGGCCCGACGUGUGGCUUUCCUCCACCUCCCCCACGUUUUACGAAGUUACUGGGUUAGAAGCUCCUAGCAUGUCCAAACGUCGCAGCUCCGAAUCGAGCGUCAUGAUGAUAAAACGGUCAACACACGGGGAUGACCUGGUGCUGGCUACAUACUACAACCUGUGGGGUCCUGAUCGCUACUAUCGACUGUUGUCUCAAGGUUCCCCUGGUGAAGGCGACAAGGAGACCUUUCUGCAGGCCGCAUUGAUGUUGGGGAAGCCUUUCUGGGAUGUUCGCACGAACGUGGGGAUCUUGGGCCGAUGGCUCAACGAGAGCUUUGUGGGCUACGGUAUGAAGCAAGCGGAACCAAGGGAGGAUUAUCGACUGUUCUCCGCUGCAUCUCGCGACAAGCACGACAACGAGGCCCGGUCGAAAGAUCUUCAAGCCAGAAGAAUGUUCAUCCAUCACAACAACCUCAAAAUCGACAUGCCCAAACUCGGCGCCAUUAUGAGCGAUGCCAUGAAGAAGAACAAACAGGGGCAAUUGAACCGACUGUGGGGCGACGACGAUACCCUCAUCGAGCAGUCCGGCUACGACGUCGAGAAAGCCAUGUGGGAGGAGAUACUCGCAUAUCACUGCCAUCCGAAUCCCAGCGCGAAUGGAUGCACCAGUUUGAGGACCUACUUUGCGUCUGUGUUUUUGCAGCCUCCACAGCCUCAAGUUCAACAAUGAUGUACCAGCCUGGCGUAUCCAAAGGCUGGGUCGCCGUGGGAGAGCUGCGGGGGUGGGCGGCGGAGAGUGCGCAGGGUUUCAGAGCUGCGGGCAGGCCUGCAACCCGGAGCCUGGGAAUCAACAUGAAUGUACGAAGCGGCUUUUAUUUAUUUGGAUUGUGACACAACUUUUUAUUUAGUAACACAACCUUUGGAGUUACGAUGUGCCCACGGUGGAAGGGCGCCGAUGGGCAACGACGCUGAGGUUGAGUAACAUUUUAGUCAAUGACGCAACUACUGGUAAGCUUAAUGCCAACAUCAAUUAAUUUGUCUCAUCCAAGGAUUCUGCUGUUCAAGCAAACAUUUCAGCACGUCGACCAUGCCACG